AUGAAAUUAAUCGAUUUUAUCGUUCCUUCAUUUUAUUACAGAAUUUCUCAAGAUAUAAGGCUCAGAGACAAAAUUCCAAAUCCGUUGCCAUCUGAAAAAAAGCCAAAAAAGUCUACAAUCAGACUGGAUACAGAAAAAUGUAUAAUGCUCACUGAUAAAAUUAAAUCGUUAAUAGUUAACUCAUCAGCAAACUUAAAUACGCUUCAAUUGGGUUUAGAUGACCUACUUGAUAAAGUUGUCAAGGCAGCAAAGGUUCAAAAACGAAUGACCCAGUAUUUUUCGAAAUUAAGUAUCCCAAUGGAAAUCAAGCUUAGUAUUCUCACGCAAAUUACAGAAUUUGGAUGCAAUACCCCUCAAUUCAUUGUUGAGAAUGCCAAGUCUUUUCAAGAUAAAAUUAUUACAGAUUUCCAUCUUCAAAUUUAUACAACAUUAUAA
Messenger RNA from Trichomonas vaginalis G3, 435 nucleotides. RefSeq lists its product as uncharacterized. The transcript has a single exon. The record is from RefSeq and is a predicted model, not a curated record. Lineage: Eukaryota; Parabasalia; Trichomonadida; Trichomonadidae. Bases 1 to 435 code for a protein of 144 amino acids.